Molecule: messenger RNA, 1845 nt
Organism: Annulohypoxylon maeteangense
Lineage: Eukaryota; Fungi; Ascomycota; Sordariomycetes; Xylariales; Hypoxylaceae
Product: Bicupin, oxalate decarboxylase/oxidase
Exons: 4
Coding region: 170-1666 (498 amino acids)
Biological process (GO): oxalate metabolic process
Source: RefSeq, a predicted model, not a curated record
GAAUAAUGAGUUGAGGGCUUAGAUAUAAAGGGUAUGAAAGAUCUCCUUCUCUCGAAUAACUUGUUCACCAUAUUUGAAGGGCAACAAGGACUUCCAAGUGCGCUUAAAACUGAAAAUUUUCUCAUUUCGUAUACUUAUAUCAGUUUUUCUCAAAACUUUAUCACCCAAGAUGAAAUACUUACGAAGUCUCACGGCUGCUGGGUUGCUCCAUCUAGCAGUCGGCCUCCCUAGACCACAGAUGGUAUACGAAGGCAACCAGGGAAACGUCGGCGGCGUUGACCCGCCAAUUCCCACCUACACCGGCGCCCCCGUAGGUGACCUACGCGGGUCAACGAAUUUGCAAGGCGGCAUCGCAUCGCGUCCGCCAGUUGACGGAGGUGAUUCGGCCGUUGUACAGGAUCCGGAACUAGUUGGCGGCCAAGAAGCCGACGCCGGCCUUGGCCUGUACUUAGAUUUCAACAGUGCUACUUACCCCAACGGCCCUCAACCCAUCCGCGGUGGUAAGGGAGGGACCGAUCCGGGUCCGCGAACGUACGAGUACGAGAAGCUGAACCCGGACACAUACGCUCCGCCCUCGACGGACUUGGGAACUGUGCCCCAGGCCAUGUGGCCUCUAGGUUUGAGCCACAACCUAUUCGGUUCAGGCGAGGAAUCUGGCUGGGCUCGGCAGCAGAACCAGGAUGUCCUUCCUGUCGCUAGUGCGAUGGCGGGUGUCGACAUGCGUCUUGCGCCGAAUGCAUACCGUGAGCUGCAUUGGCAUACUUCUGGUGAAUGGGCUUUGGUAUUAAAGGGUUCAGUCCGCGUCGCGGCUAUCGACACAGACGGAGCGUCUUUCGUCGACGAUGUCACGGCAGGAGACGUAUGGUUCUUCCCGCAGGGCGUCCCUCACAGUCUGCAAGCCUUACACGAAGGUGCUGAGUUCCUGUUGAUAUUCGACAGCGGUACUUUCUCCGAGACCGACACGUUCCUCGCUACCGAGAUGCUUAUGCGCACUCCCAUCUCCGUCUGGGCCAAGGAUCUGCAGACUGACGUUAGCUCGUUCGAUGACAUCCCCGAUGCGGAAAAAUAUAUUUUCAAUGGCACUCCCGCCCCGGCCAAUAUCACGGAGCAGAACAUCACGUCUUCGGCCGGCGCCUUGUGGGGACCCACGGGAUACACGUAUCACUGGUCGCAACAACAACCCCACAAUACGACCGGCGGAUCCGUCAAAAUCCUCGACCCGCUCACCUUCCCGGUAGCGGAUAUGUUCUCCGCAGCUCUCGUUGUCCUGGAACCUGGUGCACUGCGGGAAGUGCACUGGCACACAGAGAGCGACGAGUGGUCGUACUUCCUGCAGGGGUCGGCGCGCAUCACGGUAUACGCUGCGCCCGCCUCAUCACAGACCUUCGACUUUACCGCCGGCGACGUCGGGUACAUCCAAAAGUCGAACGGGCACUACAUCGAGAACACGGGGACCGAGGACGUCAUCUUUCUCGAAGUUUUGCAGGCCAAGAAAUUUUCUGAUAUCAGCGCCGCCCAGUGGCUCGCUUUGACACCUAGACAGGUUGUCAAAGACACCUUGAAUCUGUCGGAUGAGGUGCUCGAUGCUAUACCCAAGGAGAAGACGCUGCUCAAGCCGGGUAACCCGAAUAUGACUGCUAUCGCUGGUGGCGGCCAGAAUUUUUAGAUGGGCGGAUUGAUCGAGCCGUGCGAUGAGAAAUGAACUUCUAGGGAGAGUUGGCAAGGUUUAAUGAAUAGUUAGGUAACAAUUAGACGUUGGAAAGGGUGAGGAUUAUUGUCAUAUAGAGCUUGGGAUUUUUAUGAUGUCUUGUUAGCGUUGUCCGCCUCUUUAAUUCGUAAACUAUU